CUUCAUACACCGAGUCGGCCUGACUGGGAAGCUACUGCCAGGCCAACCAUGACUUCAAUUCCGGCUCCAAGAACCGAGUCCACUCACCAUCGACUCUUCGAGUUCGCAAAAACUGCCCUCAUCAAGAUCUUCGUCUCUCCCUACGCCACCGUGUGCGAUCUCUACGCCGGAGCAGGAUCCGACGCAGACAAGUGGGACGAAGCUCAAAUCGGUCACUACAUCGGAAUCGAUGUUUCAAGUUCUGGACUAAGCCACACUAAGGAGGUUUGGGAGAGUCAGAGGAAGUCUUACAAUGCUGAUUUUUAUGAACUAGAUCCUUCCAUGGAAAAUCUAGAAUUAAAUUUGCAGGACAAGUGCAAUACUGCUGAUGUUGUUUGCUGCUUGCAGCAUUUACAGUUGGGUUUUGAAAACGAAGAUAAAGGAAGAAGACUUCUACAUAACGUGGCAUCUUUGCUGAAACCAGGGGGUUACUUUUUUGGCAUUACACCUGACUCAUCUACCAUAUGGGCAAAGUACCAGAAGAAUGUUGAAGCAUACCACAACAGAGGCAGCAGCAUGAAGCCGAACAUUGUUCCAAAUUGCAUUCGAUCAGAGAGCUAUAUGAUCACUUUUGAAGUUGAAGAAGAGAAGUUUCCAUUUUUUGGAAAGAAAUACCAGCUGAAAUUUGCCAAUGAUACUUCUGCCGAAACUUAUUGCCUGGUUCACUUCCCAAGCUUGAUCAGGUUGGCCAGGGAGGCAGGUCUUGAGUAUGUGGAAAUUCAGAACCUGACUGACUUUUAUGAUGAUAACAGGGCACAAUUUGCAGGCAUGCUGCUUAAUUCUGGUCCGAAUCUGGUGGAUCCUAGAGGGAGACUUCUUCCUCGAUCAUAUGAUGUAUUAGGUCUAUACACCACAUUUAUAUUUCAAAAGGUUGACCCAGACAUUGUUCCUCCACUUACGAGCCCCUUUAUUAUCAAGGAUGGAAGUCACAAUUAUGAGGAGAGAGAAUGGCAAGGCGCUAACUGGAGAGAUGAGGAGAUGAAUGGGCAAACAGAGCCGCCUCAUGGACUAGGGAAGAUAUCUGAACAAAAGGGCAUAUUGGGUCCAGGGCCAGCUGAUCUACGCUUCUCAGAAGCAUUCUGAACAGGAGGUGGCUUACAUGGAAGAGGGACAUGUCUCAGGAACGUGAAGCACAUUGUGGCAUGUUAUUGUAAACUAUUCCUGUGUUAAUGUUACUGGAGGGUUGCCUGUUUGUUCACUUAUUCAGGUAGUUUGUAAAUGAAAGCAGAACAUUUUUUAAUAUAAACGGGACUACAUAUAUAAUCUGUCUGAAAAAGAGCUAUAGAUUACAGCUCUCAGAUUUGGUGGGUAAUAAUUUCCAAUUUUUAAGUU
Vitis riparia (riverbank grape) is the source of this 1371-nucleotide messenger RNA. Its product is annotated as mRNA cap guanine-N7 methyltransferase 2. Lineage: Eukaryota; Viridiplantae; Streptophyta; Magnoliopsida; Vitales; Vitaceae. The transcript is spliced from 11 exons. The record is from RefSeq and is a predicted model, not a curated record. The coding region runs from base 49 to 1122 and encodes 357 amino acids. Gene Ontology annotation, cellular component: nucleus. Gene Ontology annotation, biological process: 7-methylguanosine mRNA capping. Gene Ontology annotation, molecular function: mRNA 5'-cap (guanine-N7-)-methyltransferase activity.